AUGGUCACGAAAGUAAGAGAAACUCCGGCUCCGAAAGCAAAUCGAAUGGAUACGUUGGUGAAAUUUGGGUUGACAGUGCAGAAUUUAGCCGCUCAUUUAAGGGCAGUUGGACAGGAAAGACAUCUGUCUAAUCCAAUUUUGCUGCAGGAGCUGGUGGAUAAGUUACCAGAUGCAGUAAAAUUUAACUGGGCCUUGUAUCAACAACAAUUACCAGUAGUGGACCUAAGCACAUUCAGUGACUAUAUGGCAAAAGUUGCUUCGGCUACGAGUACAAUAGUGUCAUGUGACAUGGAUUCAAAACAUGUUCAUCGAGAUGAUCGUAGACCUAAAAAGAAGGGAUAUGUCAAUGCACAUGCAGUGGAGACGGCUCAGUUCUCCCGUGAAACGGCAGAUGGAAAACAACGGAUCCAUCCUUCGACCGAAAUAAUCAAAAAGUCAUGUUCUGUUUGCAGCGGUGGCAAUCAUCAAGCAACCAACUGUGCUACAUUUAAAAAACUGUCUGUUGAUGAGAGGUGGAAGAUCGUCAAAGAUCGCAAGCUGUGUCGACGGUGUCUCAUAGCACAUACUCGAUGGCCUUGUAAAGGAGAAAUCUGCGGUGUAGGAGGAUGUCAAAAGCGCCAUAAUCGGCUCCUGCAUUAUGACCCAUUAUCAACUGAAUCGAAACCUGGUGUAUCAGUGAAUGCCACAGUCACAAUUCAUCGUCAGUCAGCAGCAUCCACUCUGUUCCGUGUGAUUCCUGUAACUUUAUAUGGUGAGAAAGGACAAAUUAACACACAUGCGUUUUUAGAUGAUGGUUCUUCGGUCACGUUGGUAGAACAAGCGAUUGUGGAUUCGUUGGGUGUGGAAGGAAAGACCGAAUCGCUCUGCAUUCAAUGGACAGGUGGAAUAAACAAAACAUUCUCGGGUGCUCAGCGUGUGAAAAUGAAUAUCUCGGGAGUUGGUAGUAGCAAACAGUUUGAUAUUUCUGACGUGUAUACAGUAGCGAGCCUUGGUCUACCAGAGCAGACGUUAGAUUUCGACGGCAUGGUGAAUCAAUUCAAACAUUUGCGAGGAUUGCCGAUAAAAAGUUUCAAACAUGCUGUUCCUGGGAUUCUCAUUGGUUUGAGUAAUACCCACCUGUUAGCUACGCUGAAGUUACGCGAGGGUCUUCCUCAUGAACCGAUUGCCACGAAGACUCGCCUAGGUUGGACGGUAUAUGGAAGUGUAGUAGGAGCAGAAGCACCGUUUAACCAUCGACAAAUGCACAUUUGUGCUCGAAAUAAUGAUCAAGAUCUUCAUGAGUAUGUGCGCAGCUUCUUUUCUGUAGAAAGCCUCGGCAUAACGAUAGCCCCAGAAAUCGAAGGAUUGCAAAAUCAAAGAGCGCGACAGAUUCUCGAGUCAACUACAAUACGUACAGCGAGUGGGAGAUUUGAGACCGGACUUCUAUGGAAGCAAGACGAAGUGGAGUUCCCUGACAGUCGACCGAUGGCUGAAAAACGUUUACGAUGCCUGGAAAAACGAUUGAAAAAGGAUCCAUUUCUGUACGAUAAGGUACGACUACAGAUCGAAGAGUUUCAACAAAAGGGAUAUGCGCACAAAGCCACCGCAAAUGAACUGGCUUCAUUCAACCCUAACCGUACAUGGUAUUUACCCAUCGGAAUUGUUUUAAAUCCCAAAAAACCAGAGAAAGUGAGAUUAAUUUGGGAUGCUGCAGCUAAGGUCAAAGGUGUGGGCUUAAACACAAUGCUCCUUAAAGGGCCAGAUUUAUUGGCGCCAUUAUUGUCUGUACUGUUCCAAUAUCGUCAGCGGAAGGUGGCAAUAUGCUCCGAUAUCAAGGAGAUGUUCCACCAGAUUUUAAUCAGAGAGGAAGAUCGUAGUGCGCAGCUUUUCCUAUGGAGAAAUAAUCCUGAAGACGAAUUAGAAACGAUGGUUACAGAUGUCGCAAUUUUCGGAGCUACCUGCUCCCCAUCUCAAUCCCAAUAUGUCAAAAAUUUGAACGCAGCUGAGUACGAAAAUGAAUACCCCAAAGCAGUGGAAGCUAUAAGAAAGAGACACUACGUAGAUGACUAUUUAGAAAGCGUGGACACAGCAGAUGAAGCUGUUAAAAUAGCUUUGGAAGUCAGUUAUAUACACGCUAAAGCUGGAUUCUUGAUCCGUAAUUGGAUUUCUAACGAUCGAUCGGUAUUGAGAAGAAUUGGGAAAUUGAAUCCAACAGCUGUUAAACACUUUGUCCCUGACAAGGAGAACACAUUCUCGUCCGAACGUCUCCUUGGAAUGGUCUGGUUACCGGAUACCGAUGUUUUUGCCUUUUCGUUAAACUUUCGUGAGGAUGUGCGACGACUGAUAAUAGGAGAAAUUGUACCCACGAAAAGAGAGAUGUUACGAGUGGUCAUGAGCAUCUAUGACCCACUCGGUCUUGUGGCAUCAUUUGUGAUUGAAGGAAAAGUGAUAGUUCAGGAAGUUUGGCGAGCCAAAAUCGACUGGGAUGAUAAAAUAUCGGGAAAGGUGUUUUGUCGCUGGAAGCAAUGGCUUGGUGUACUCCAUGACCUUGAUCGUGUAAAGAUACCUCGUUGUUACUUCCCCUCAUACCAUGUUGGCAGCUUUGACACACUUCAGCUCCACAUUUUUGUUGAUGCCAGUGAAGAAGCAUUCGCAGCAGCAGCAUAUUUUCGAAUUGUCGAUCGAGGGCAUGUGCGAUGUGCUUUAGUUACCUCUAAAACAAAAGUAGCGCCUCUACAACCACUGUCAAUCCCGCGACUAGAGCUCAUGGCAGCCGUUAUCGGAUCUCGCCUGAGAAAAACUAUUGAAGAGGGACACACACUUUCUGUUAAACGUACCUAUUUCUGGAGUGAUUCAACUACUGUGAGAUCAUGGAUAAAAUCCGAUCUGCGACGGUACAGGCCGUAUGUGGCUUUUAGAGUGAACGAAAUACUGAGUCUAUCAACAGAGCACGAGUGGAGAUGGGUUCCGACGCGACAGAAUCCCGCAGACGAAGCCACAAAAUGGGGUAAAGGCCCAGCUUUCGAUAAUGAUUGCCGAUGGUACAGAGGUCCCGACUUUCUAUACGACAACGAAGAAGAAUGGCCGAAGGAUCCUAGUGAUACCCAUGAAACAGCAGAAGAAUUACGUCCUGCUUAUGUGUUUGCACAUUUCAUUCUUAAACCUAUUAUCGUCUACGAGCGUUUCUCGAAGUGGGAAAGAUUGCUGCGAUGUGUGGCAUAUUUGCAUCGUUACAUAGGAAACUGUCAACGUAUGCGGUCCAAGGAACCUCGCCAAACUGGUAGUUUGACAAGAGAAGAACUACAAAAAGCUGAGAGAAGUCUGUGGCGUUCAGUACAAGCUGAAGUGUUUCCGGAUGAAGUUGCUACGUUGAAACGCAAUUUACAAGUAGAAAAAGAAAAACGAAGACCGUUGGAAAGAGGAAGUCCCAUCGCAACAGCGACACCAAGAGUCGACGAUUAUGGAAUUCUUCGAGUGGACGGCCGAAUGGAGAACGCAGAUUGUAUUCCAUAUGAAGCGAAAUAUCCUACUAUCCUUCCGAAAGAGCAUCGUGUUACAAACCUACUACUGGAUUGGUACCACCGUAAAUAUCGCCAUGCCAAUGAAGCAACCGUGUUGAACGAAGUCAAGCAAAAAUUCUACAUCCCGAGACUCAGAGAUCAAAUUCGUUUGGUUAAAAAGCAGUGUAUGUGGCGUCGAGUACAUAAAACAGUUCCUGUAGUACCUCAGAUGGGACCAUUGCCACGUGUUCGAUUGACCCCAUUUGUCCGCCCAUUCACUUUCGUUGGAAUCGAUUUCUUUGGACCAUACCUAAUAAAAAUAGGAAGAAAUGCAGUCAAACGAUGGGUAUCAUUGUUCACAUGCCUAACUGUCAGAGCUGUGCACCUUGAAGCCGUUACAAGUCUAUCCACCGAUUCAUGCAAAAAAGCUAUACGCCGUUUCAUCGCUCGCCGAGGAGCCCCACAAGAGAUAUUUACCGACAACGGUACCAAUUUUGUUGGCGCGAGUAGAGAACUGAAGGAAGAAUUGCAUAAAAUGAAUACAGAAUUAGGUGACACCUUUACAGAUGGCUAUACACAGUGGCGUUUCAACCCACCAGCGGCACCACAUAUGGGGGGAUGCUGGGAAAGAAUGGUGCGAUCGGUGAAGGAAGCGAUGGGUUCACUCCCAACCGAGAGAAAACUUGACGAAGAGUCCUUCGCAACGCUAUUGGCUGAAGUAGAACACAUGGUGAAUUCCCGCCCUUUGACCUUUGUUCCACUGGAUACAGAAGAUUCAGAAUCGCUCAGUCCUAACCACUUUCUUAUGCUUAGUUCAAAUGGGGUGCAACAGUCGGUAAAGAGUCCAAUCGAUGAGGGUGCUACAAUUCGGGGAAGUUGGAAUAUGAUCCAACAUACUUUAGAUAAGUUUUGGCAACGAUGGAUCAAAGAAUAUCUGCCUACCAUCGCAAGAAGAACAAAGUGGUUCAACAACGUGCGAGAGAUCAGAGAGGGAGAGCUAGUUCUUUUAGUGGAUGAAAGGAUCAGGAAUCGUUGGAUUAGAGGGCGUGUACUACGUACCUUUCCGGGGCGAGAUGGGGUUACUCGUCGGGCAGAUGUUCUCACCUCAAGUGGUGUUUUGCAACGGCCUAUUGUUAAACUUGCUUUGUUAGAUGUACUAGGUGACGCCGAAGUCAAGAUUCUGGCGACACAGGGGGGAGAAUGUUCAGUGUAA
Toxorhynchites rutilus septentrionalis is the source of this 4692-nucleotide messenger RNA. RefSeq lists its product as uncharacterized. Gene Ontology annotation, biological process: DNA integration. Gene Ontology annotation, molecular function: nucleic acid binding. NCBI's taxonomy places the organism in Eukaryota, Metazoa, Arthropoda, Insecta, Diptera, Culicidae. The record is from RefSeq and is a predicted model, not a curated record. Bases 1 to 4692 code for a protein of 1563 amino acids. The transcript has a single exon.